ACGCGUGGUGCGUCUUACGUCACCACGUUAACCCUGAAGCGGAAGUGAACACGAGGGGUUGAAGGGAAUCACCACGCACGUUGGGCUGCCGCGACCCCUUACUCAGAAGCAGAAGUUUAACCCUCCUCUCCUUCCAUCAUGGCCGUGAGAGCAUCGUUUGAGAAAAACAACGAGAUCGGCUGCUUCGCCAAGCUGACCAACACCUACUGCCUGGUGGCCAUCGGCGGCUCAGAGAACUUCUACAGUGUGUUUGAAGGGGAAUUAUCAGAAACCAUCCCAGUGGUCCACGCUUCCAUAGCAGGCUGUCGCAUCAUUGGGAGGAUGUGCGUGGGUAACCGUCACGGCCUCUUGGUGCCCAACAACACGACAGACCAGGAGCUGCAGCACAUCAGGAACUGCCUGCCUGAAGCAGUGAGGAUGCAGCGAGUGGAGGAGAGGCUGUCCGCUCUCGGGAACGUCAUCGCCUGCAACGACUACGUAGCGCUGGUCCACCCCGACCUCGACAGGGAGACAGAGGAGAUCCUCGCAGACACUCUGAAGGUGGAGGUUUUCCGUCAGACGGUCGCAGAGCAGGUCCUGGUCGGCUCCUACUGUUCUUUCAGCAACCAGGGAGGCCUCGUCCACCCGAAGACGUCUAUAGAAGACCAGGACGAGCUGUCGUCUUUGCUACAAGUUCCUCUAGUGGCCGGCACAGUGAACCGGGGCAGUGAGGUGAUCGCGGCAGGGUUGGUGGUCAACGACUGGUGCGCGUUCUGCGGCCUGGACACCACCAGUACCGAGCUGUCCGUCAUCGAGAGCGUCUUCAGACUUAGUGACACGUCACAGCCCUCCGCCAUCGCCACCAGCAUGAGGGACUCUCUGAUCGACAGCAUGGCGUAAGUUUCCCUGCAGUUGAAGAGCUCUGCUGUGGUUCACCUGGUCUCACACAUGAAGCCAACAAGCUGCUGGACCUCAUUCCUCAAUUUAAAACACAGUACAGCUCAUGUACUCAGACAUCACAGCCUCCACCUGCAGCCAUAUUACAGUGAUAAUUUUGUACUUAAUUUUUAUUUUUUUUUGGUUUAACCUUUCUUAAACCUUCCUUCUAAUUAGCUGAGGUAUUUUAGGAAAUGGUCAGUUUCCAAUAAAAGAUCCUGGCAGUUGAAACGUGUUCAGCUGUACAUCCACCACCUCAUCUCCACAACUACUUUUCAAAACAAGAACAAAAACAUGGUGCAUAGAAGGUGAAAGAAAGCUGUCUGAAACUGUGCUGACAUACAAAUUGAGGAAUCUCAUAUUUCAGCUUUUGUGGCACUAAUGUGAAUAUUUUUUUAAUCCAAACAGGUAGAAAUAAGAUUGAACGUUUUCUCCCAGUUCGGAUAGACCAGAAGUAACCGAGACUGCGCUAAAAGGAAUAAAAGAUCACAUUUAUUUUUGUGCCUGUAUCGUUAAUAAGUCACCGUGGGAAGAAAAAAAAAAAGUGUCAAACGUCUUUUGGUAGGAGGCUGUGUUCUGAAUGUAAUUCUGUUGCCAUGAAAGAAUCACCUCCCUGAUGCUUCGGCAGCUCUGAUGGGUGACGGCACGAUAUGUUGUUGUCACUUAAAGUCAGUCAGGAACCAUCUUUUGGUUCCUCACGCUGUUGCCUGAAGCUAUCAGGGAUUCCCAUCAACACGGACGCACACACUACCAACCGUAUCACCACCUCAAACGUUUAUCUGAUGUUUAAAGGGUGGAACCCACAGUUGCUUUUGGCAUUGAAACUGUAAAAGUCAAAUAUCCAACAUUAAUUUGAAAGUAAGAGUGUUAUUGAAGGAUUAAGAGUGAUGCUUUCUCUGGACGAGUGCUGAGCAAGCUUUCUAUUUGAGGUCUGAUAUCACUCGAUUUGAUAUUGUAGUGUUUAACAAAUGACAAUGUACAACAUGCAGUUUGACUAAUAGACACAGGUAGUGUGGGAUUUCACUGUUGCUGGUCUUGUAUGUAAUGUCUACACACAAACUGUAUAAAGAAAAAGUCAGAUUAAAGCAGAGAUGGAUGCAUGAAGGAUGGAUGAUAUAGUGACAGUUUGUACUUCAGUGUUUCUGUAACAAAUCAAGGCCUGCCUGGUGAAGCAUAUUAACAAUAUCUGUCUUGUAAAAUAAAAUAAAUUACCCUCUUUUUA
Messenger RNA from Micropterus salmoides (largemouth bass), 2137 nucleotides. It is a transcript of the gene eif6, whose product is annotated as eukaryotic translation initiation factor 6. The record is from RefSeq and is a predicted model, not a curated record. Gene Ontology annotation, cellular component: preribosome, large subunit precursor; nucleolus; cytosol. Gene Ontology annotation, biological process: maturation of 5.8S rRNA; maturation of LSU-rRNA; ribosomal subunit export from nucleus. Gene Ontology annotation, molecular function: ribosomal large subunit binding. The transcript is spliced from 7 exons. NCBI's taxonomy places the organism in Eukaryota, Metazoa, Chordata, Actinopteri, Centrarchiformes, Centrarchidae. Bases 139 to 879 code for a protein of 246 amino acids.